AUGACUCGGAGAAAGAAAAAGGAUGAAGAUGAGACUGUAAACAUUAGCUGCGAUUCUAUUAUGUCAACGCAAGGAACAUGUGAGUACUUGAAAAACCAGAAUAAAUUAUUACAACAGGAGUUAUUAGAAAAAACGGAAGAUUUAGAAAAUUGUCAAGCAUUACUUUUGGAAAAAGAAACAUUAAUAUACCACCUUUCAAACGAAAACCGAAGAUUUCAAGAACAGUAUGAUCUUAUUUCAUCAAACAUAGUCGAUAGGGACUGUAUAGUAACACCACUUGAGACACUCCUUAGGAGAAUUGAGAAGUUAGAGGAAACAACAAGAAAAAAUUCCACAUAUGCUCAAGCAGUUAUAAAUUCUCCAUCAAAGAGUAAAGAAAGGACACUUAAAAGUCUCAUCAUUACCCCUGAACAACAACAGUCUAACUACAGAACUACAGAACUAAGAACGAGCUGA
This is a messenger RNA of Acanthoscelides obtectus, 456 nucleotides long. The record is from the annotation of a GenBank genome assembly. Lineage: Eukaryota; Metazoa; Arthropoda; Insecta; Coleoptera; Chrysomelidae.